Messenger RNA from Hypanus sabinus (Atlantic stingray), 6052 nucleotides. RefSeq names its product TAF2 RNA polymerase II, TATA box binding protein (TBP)-associated factor (gene taf2). Gene Ontology annotation, biological process: transcription initiation at RNA polymerase II promoter. The record is from RefSeq and is a predicted model, not a curated record. The transcript is spliced from 26 exons. Gene Ontology annotation, cellular component: transcription factor TFIID complex. The coding region runs from base 1497 to 5111 and encodes 1204 amino acids. NCBI's taxonomy places the organism in Eukaryota, Metazoa, Chordata, Chondrichthyes, Myliobatiformes, Dasyatidae. Gene Ontology annotation, molecular function: RNA polymerase II general transcription initiation factor activity; chromatin binding; transcription cis-regulatory region binding.
UGUAUGGUGUGUUGGCUUUCACUUGUCAGGGGAUUGAGUUCAAGAGCUGUGAGGUAAUAUUGCAACCUGUAGAACCCUGGUUGGACCACAUCUGGAACAUUGUGUUCAGUUCUGGUUGCCUCACUAUAGGAAGGAUGUGGUUUUUUAGAGAGGAUACCAAGGAGAUUUACCAAGUACACUGUCUGGAUUCGAGUGCAUGUCUUAAGAGGAAAGAUGAAGUGAUCUGGGGCUUUUAUGAGAGGUGACUUGAUAGAGGUGUAGAAGAUGAUAAGAGACAGAUGGAUUGACAAUCAGAGACUUCCCUGGGAAGAAAUGGCUUAUACAGGAAGACAUAAUUUUAACGUGAUAGGAGGAAAGUAGAGGGAGAUGUCAGAGCUAGGUUCUUUCCACAGAGUGGCCAGAGGUGGUGGUAGAGGCAGUUACAUUAGUGACAUUUAAAGAAAUCUUAGAUUGGCACAUGGAUGAACGAGAGAUGGAGGCUGACGUAGGAGGGAAGGGUUAGAUUGAUCAUGAAGUAGGAUAAAAGGUCAACACAACAUUGUGAGUUGAAGGGUCUGUACUGUGCUGGAAUGUUAUAUGUACUAAAUAUUGAUAAGGUGUACAGUGGGAAUGACUUCUGGGUGUGGACUCCCGAGCAAUAGGUGGACUGUAGAAGAAUGAUGUUAGAAAAUACUUAUGCACAUUGGGCAGGUUUACAGGGCCUGUUUUUAUCAAGUUUGUGCUACAUCCAUCCAGGUACUGAAAUGGAUUUCACGAUUAGACAUAACGUUCUGUGGACAUGUUGAGAAUUCAUGCACAUUAAUAUGGUUGAGAAGGAUUAUAACUUCUGAGAGAAAGAUUACGUAUUUUGUUAUUGAUGAGGUAACUGUUAACCUGAUGAUCUUGUGAACUCUGGAUGGAAAGCCUGUUAACUGGUGUCAAAAAUUGAGAAACUACCUUCUGCAAUGUUAAACCAGGACAAUGACAAUUUAAUAUGGUCUCAGCCCAAAAUGUCACCUGUUCAAUUCCCUCUGUAGAUGCUGCCUUACUUUGUUGUGUUCCUCCAACGUUGAGUGUGUGUUGCUCUGGAUUUCUAGCAUCUGCAGAAUCUCUUAGGGUUAAUAGUUGCCUUUCUUCAUGUUUGAAACAGCUGAGUGGAAUAUAACCUAAGCUUAGAGUUCUAUUGUUACUUGUUGGAAAGAGUCACAUAAUAUUUUGAAGCUGACAAGGUGCACUUGUGAAAUGUUCAGCAAUGUACAACACGAGUAAAAUACCACAAUGUUGUUUUUCACUGUAUGAUGGUGAAAUUCUGGUUGCUAUAGAGCUUCCUGAAUUGUUAAUUUAUGAUUAUAAUAGUACAAGAAAGAUGCAUUUCAAUAACUAUUUAUUUAUACAGCAGGUACUCUGUAGAUUUAUAGUCUAUGUUUACACAUCAGUCAUACCGUAUAUACACAUAGGGAUAUUAUUGGCAAAUGUUGGUGCUCUGCUCGUCUGUCAAAAAAUAUACAAUGUUCUGAAUGAGGUCUGUUUCACAUUUUUAUUGGUGGAUUGACAAAUUCCCUGCCGUGGAUGGAGAUCACUUGCAAGUUCAGGUGGUCUGCAUAACUAAUAUAAACUUUCAGAGGAAGUCUGUUAUAGGGUAUGUGGAGUUGACCAUUUUCCCAUUACUUGCAAACCUCAGUAGAAUUAAACUGAAUAGCAAGCAAUGUCGGAUUUACAGAGUACGAAUAAAUGACUUGGAAGCUGCUUUCAUUUACAAUGAUCCCACCCUGGAGGUCUGCCACCAUGAAUCAAAGCAGCGAAAUCUGAAUUAUUUUUCCAAUGCCUAUGCAGCAGCAGUCAGUGCUGUUGAUCCUGACACUGGAAAUGGAGAGCUAUGUAUCAAGGUUCCAUCUGAACUAUGGAAACAUGUUGAUGAGAUGAAAGUUUUGAAGGUGUAUAUAGAAUUUUCCUUGGACCAGCCAAAAGGAGGGCUUCAUUUUGUUGUGCCCAAUGUCGAAGGCAGCAUGGCUGAGCGAGGUGCACAUGUCUUUUCCUUUGGGUAUGAAAACUGUACAAGGUUUUGGUUUCCUUGUGUGGAUUCUUUCUCCGAACUAUGCACAUGGAAGUUGGAGUUCACAGUUGAUGCGGCCAUGGUAGCUGUUUCCAAUGGAGAUUUAGUGGAGUCUGUUUACACCCAUGAUAUGAGGAAAAAAACUUUUCAUUAUAUGUUAACCAUCCCAACAGCAGCCCCAAACAUUUCAUUGGCUGUUGGCCCCUUUGAAAUACUAGUUGAUCCUUACAUGCAUGAAGUAACGCAUUUCUGCCUGCCCCAAUUGUUGCCACUUCUGAAACAUACCACAUCCUUUCUUCAUGAGAUUUUUGAGUUCUAUGAAGAGAUCCUGACCUGCAGAUACCCCUAUGCCUAUUAUAAGACUGUAUUUGUUGAUGAAGCCUAUGUCGAAGUAGCUUCAUAUGCUUCUAUGAGUAUUUUAAGCACAAACCUCCUGAACAGUGCCAUGAUUAUAGAUCAGACGCCUCUUACCAGACGAUGUUUAGCACAAGCUCUGGCUCAGCAGUUCUUUGGCUGUUUUAUUUCCAGAAUGUCUUGGUCUGAUGAAUGGGUGUUGAAAGGAAUAUCUGGUUACAUUUAUGGCCUAUGGAUGAAAAAAACAUUUGGUGUUAAUGAGUACAGACACUGGAUUAAAGAGGAGUUGGACAAAAUUGUGGACUACGAAUUGAAAACUGGUGGUGUUUUGUUGCAUCCAACAUUUACUGGAGUGAAAGAGAAAGAAACCCCAGCACCGCACUUGCAUUUUUCAAUUCGGCAUCCACAUACUUUGUCCUGGAAUUACUACAAGAUGUUUCAGUGCAAAGCUCACCUUGUGAUGCGACUCAUUGAAAACAGGAUUAGCAUGGAAUUCAUGCUUCAGGUCUUCAACAAACUGUUGAGUUUGGCCAGCACUGCUUCUUCACAGAAGUUCCAAUCACAUAUGUGGAGCCAGAUGCUGCUUUCAACGACUGGAUUUUUAAAAUCAAUUUCAAAUGUGUCUGGAAAAGAUAUCCAACCUCUAAUAAAGCAAUGGGUUGAUCAGAGUGGUGUAGUGAAGUUUUUCGGCAGCUUUGCAUUCAAUCGGAAACGGAACAUCUUGGAACUGGAACUGAAGCAGGAUUACACUUCUUUGGGAACUCAGAAAUAUGUGGGACCGCUUAAAGUUACCGUACAAGAGCUUGAUGGGUCGUUUAACCAUACUCUACAAAUUGAGGAAAACAGCUUAAAGCAUGAUAUUCCUUGCCAUUCCAAGAGCAGACGGAAUAAGAAAAAGAAGAUUCCGUUGUUGAAUGGCGAGGAAGUGGACAUGGAUCUUUCUGCAAUGGAUGCCGAUUCCCCAUUGUUGUGGAUAAGGAUAGACCCUGACAUGUCUGUUUUGAGGAAAGUGGAAUUUGAGCAGGCUGAUUUCAUGUGGCAGUACCAGCUUCGCUACGAGAGAGACGUCGUUGCACAAGAAGAAUCAAUUCUUGCUUUAGAGAAGUUCCCCACUCCAGCCUCUCGACUGGCGUUGACAGAUAUCCUAGAACAUGAACAAUGCUUUUACAAAGUCCGAAUGCAUGCAUGCUUCCGGCUUGCAAAGAUUGCAAAUGCCAUGGUGAACACUUGGACAGGUCCUCCAGCAAUGAAGUCGCUCUUCACUCGAAUGUUUUGCUGUAAAAGCUGUUCAAAUAUUGUUAAGACCAACAAUUUCAUGAACUUCCAGAGCUACUUUUUACAGAAGACAAUGCCUGUUGCAAUGGCGUUGCUAAGAGAUAUCCAUAACCAAUGUCCUAAGGAAGUGCUGGCCUUUAUUUUGGACUUAAUAAAAUAUAAUGACAACAGGAAGAACAAGUUUUCGGACAACUACUACCGUGCUGAACUAAUUGGUGCACUUUCCAAUUCAGUAACACCUGCAAUUAGCAUUAAUAACGAGGUUCGGACAUUAGAUAAUCUCAAUCCUGACGUAAGAUUGAUUUUGGAGGAGAUAACCAGAUUUCUAAACAUGGAGAAGUUGCUACCAAGUUACAGGAAUACAAUAACUGUCAGCUGCCUGAAAGCUAUUCGAGUGCUUCAGAAGAAUGGCCACAUUCCCAGCGAUCCAUCACUCUUUAAGUCGUAUGCAGAAUAUGGACACUUUGUCGAUGUUCGCAUUGCAGCUCUGGAAGCAGUUGUAGAUUAUACACAAGUGGACAGAAGCACUGAUGAGUUACAGUGGCUAUUAGAUCUGGUCCAGAAUGAUGCAGUGCCCUACAUAAGACAUAAAGUUUUGAGUAUGCUCAAUAAAAAUCCGCCUUUCACCAAGAACGCAGACUCCUCUUUGUGCUCUGAGGCAUUGGUGGACCAACUCUGGAAACUAAUGAACUCAGGAACCUCCCAUGACUGGAGACUUCGCUGUGAUGCUGUGGACAUGUACUAUACAUUGUUUGGCCUCAGCCGACCCUCAUGCCUUCCUCUACCGGAAUUGGGCCUUGUUCUCAACUUGAAGGAAAAGAAGACUGUGCUGAAUCCUAUUAUUAUUCCUGAGACAGGAGGAAGUGGCCAAGAAACUUUGGGCGGUGCAAGCAUGCAUGGAUUAAUACCUGGCUUCCAGAUUAAUGAGGAAGAUCAUCUUGCUAAGGACCCUGCAUCCACUAUACCUGGAGCGCAGAGUGUGAAGAGAAAAGCCGAGACUCCACUUGGCUCUCCACUGGAACCUGGCCAAGUUCUGGAAAAAGAUGAAGACAACAGCAAAGUUAAACUAAAAAUCAAAUUUUCUAAUUCUCAAGAAGAUGAAGAGAUUGACAUGGACUCUGUCCACGAUAGUCAGGCCUUUAUAUAUCAUCAACUGAACAUACUUGAACGACCAUCUACACCAGGGAAAGAAACACCAGCUGUGGAAACUGGCAUGGUUUCCAUGCCAACUACCCCAGUUCCUUCACUUGGCAAAGAGUCAAGUUCAUCGAGGCAUGGGGAACACCACCACCAUCACCAUCAUGAGCACAAGAAAAAGAAGAAGAAGCAUAAACACAAACAUAAGCAUAAACACAAACAUGAUGGGAAAGAUAAAGAAAAAGACCUGUUUACUUUCUCAAACAGCCCAGCUAGUGGACGGUCUCUUAAUUCUCCUUCAAUUUCAGACUGAACGAAAUGGAGAAUUAGCCAAGCAGCCCGACAACGGAGCAAGGAAAAAAGGACCAAAUGCAAGGCCACGGUGAUAACCUCUGUGCCCACCUUUCCUAUAAACUAAUGGUAAUACGCAAUGUACAUGUACAAAAUGAAUAUGUACCUCAACACACAGGUUUAGUUGACCUAAACUGCAGUUUGCUGGUUUCUCCAAACUUACCAUCCUUGCUUUCACAAAGUGCUCAAAAUCAACAACUUUUCCACUCCACCUCCAUUCUUGCAUUUCCACAUAGCCUUACACUGUUCUUUGAAAGUAUAUCUUCCCAAUGGUUUUACUGGCUUGUAGAACUCCGCUGUGCAUGGCACUUUGUAUCUGCCUUUUAGUCCUGCACAAGUUUGUUGGUGAGAUGAUGUUCAUUGUAAACAUGAUACAAUGAAUUUCAUUGGUAAUAACCAUGCAAUGCAGGAAAACCUCAACCCAGAAAUUCUUGAGCAAGUGUACUGUGGAAACUUGCACGAGGCAAUUGGUGAAAUGCCAUGGAUCGUCCUCAAUAUGCAGGUAGGUUGGAGCAGUGGACAGGAAACAGUGGUGGAUAAUGCUAAAAUAAGGAGAGAAGAAAAUGUGAUGUAGAAUUUUACAGAUUCUUGUUUUAUUACAUUUUUCCAAUUCCAUGAAAAAGUCAUGAAGCCCAGUCAGCAGUGGUCUACUCCCGGUAAUGAAGUCAACCUCCUCUCCUUUUUACUUAUUUUAAAAAUUGUUCCUAAGUGGCUGUCAAUCUCUAAUUGGCAUUUGUGAUAUAUUGUUAACGAUGAUGGUGCUGAUUCUUUUUAGUUGCAUCCAAGGACUUGUGGAACAUGGUCUUUUAAAAGAUGAGAAUCAUUUGUAGUAAAUAUAAUCAGGUUUUAUAACAAUGCCCUGGGGUCCAUAUAAGUUUGUACAAUAAAAUGUUUGCUCUUUCA